Messenger RNA from Sphaeramia orbicularis (orbiculate cardinalfish), 1607 nucleotides. RefSeq lists its product as uncharacterized. The record is from RefSeq and is a predicted model, not a curated record. Lineage: Eukaryota; Metazoa; Chordata; Actinopteri; Kurtiformes; Apogonidae. The coding region runs from base 215 to 895 and encodes 226 amino acids. The transcript has 10 exons.
AUCACCAACUAGUGAAGGUCAACAUGGCAGGGAAUGGGACUAAAUUACUGUUUGAGGGUUUCUACAGAAAAGAAAAGAUACUUUGAAAAUAAGGUGGGUGACGUAUUGGUUCAGGCUUCAAAACACAACUUUGUUCUUCUAUACCAAGAAAAAUGGAAGUGCUUCCCACUUAAGAGGCUACUACUACAUUUACACAGUGCAAUCGGUACGGGAGAUGGAGAGAGUUGACAGUAAACGUUAUAUGUUUGAGAUCAUCAUGACCAACGGAAAGAGAAAAGUGUUGGCAGCAGAGACGGCUGAACUCAGAAAGGAGUGGGUCGGAUACCUAUGGCAGGCCAUGCAUCUGUCUAGUUCUGGGUUGUUUGGAUUAAGGAACACAUGCCCUCAUGUAUCUGAGCAGCGGGACAGAGUAAACAGCAGUGCACUCAUCUGCUCGGACGCCGACAGUGUGAUGGAGACGCUUCCUCCUCGGCCCGUCUCCGUCCCUGGACCCCAGAGUCUCAUCCAACCAGAGACGAGCAUCGCCUCCUCCAUCUGCACAUCUGAGCAACCAGAGUAUGAGGAGCCCACUUACCAAAACAUAGAGCUCAAACGCAAACCUCAGCAGUGCAAUGAUGGAUGUUUGACAGAUCCUCAGCAGCCCAGUGGAGUCAGCAAUGUAGAGGACGGACAAGAAGGAGACUAUGAUGUUCUACCAUUGAGAAAAAAUGUAUGUGAGUCCAACCCUGCAACAGAGAUGCAUGAGGGUGUGUACGACUUUCCCAUUUCAUACAGAGUGGCUGCCGACGUUCAGGAACCCACAGAAAGCAUCUAUGAUGUACCAAGUGCUCUUGUGAGGAUGCCAGAUGAUACUACAGAAGAGUGUCCAGAGGAGGGAGCCUAUUGGAGGAUAUGAACUCUAAUUAAAAUCAGCAGGAGGCUAAAAUAAAGGGGAAAAAAGCCCUCCUUCUGCAGCUUUCUCCUCUUGGUCCAAUAACUACUAUAAAGACAGACGACCUGGUGCUGUUUCACACCACUGUGGGAAAAUGAAACGAAAAUGUAGGACAGCUGCCAUGUUGUUUCAGAGAUGAGACAUGGAGCAGAGGAGUACAGUCGCAUUUCAGACUUAACAGCGAUCUGUAUUUAAAACCUUUCUAUACUAUUAAAAAAAAACAUUUUAAAUGCACCACCUAAUUUUUUUUUUUUUUUUUUGAGAAUUUUUGGACAGAAAUCUUGGAGAGGAGUAUGAACUGGGUUACUGCGAUCAUGUCCGGAAAGAAACAAAUAAGAGUUAAGAGUUAAGAUUACAUGUCCUCAAAUUUUAAUGCAAAGCAUGACAUUUUUUAGAAUCAAAAACUACUUGAAUGUUUCUGCUUAUGGACAGAUGGUAGUACUGACUGACUGACUCCUUGACCCACCUUAGUCUAUCAGCGACAGCUCCAGAUGCAUCGAAUUGUUCAAAAUGGUGGAAUGACCAUCAUUCAGUCUUCUGGAUCCAGCUUUGGUGCUCUGACCAGACUGAACUAGACCAACAGCCAGGUACCGCAUUGCUGCAGGGUCUCUCCAAAUGGACACAUGGAUCUGAUUUUGUGAUGUUUUUAAACAAAGGGACCAGGCACUGCUCAAAG